This is a messenger RNA of Saccharomyces cerevisiae S288C, 810 nucleotides long. RefSeq names its product NEDD8 ligase DCN1 (gene DCN1). The record is from RefSeq and is marked reviewed. NCBI's taxonomy places the organism in Eukaryota, Fungi, Ascomycota, Saccharomycetes, Saccharomycetales, Saccharomycetaceae. The transcript has 2 exons. The coding region runs from base 1 to 810 and encodes 269 amino acids.
AUGAGUAAUAAUAAAAUAAAAAGAAAGGAUGCAAGCCCGGAACAAGAGGCAAUUGAAUCAUUCACCUCAUUAACCAAAUGUGACCCCAAGGUAUCCAGGAAGUACCUGCAGCGUAAUCACUGGAACAUCAAUUACGCUCUCAAUGAUUAUUAUGACAAGGAAAUAGGGACGUUUACUGACGAGGUUUCAACUGUGGCUCAUCCACCCGUAUACCCGAAGGAGCUAACACAGGUAUUUGAACACUAUAUCAAUAACAACUUGUUUGAUAUAGACUCACUGGUCAAGUUCAUUGAGGAGCUAGGCUACAAUCUUGAAGAUUUAGCGACAUUAUGCUUAGCCCAUUUACUGGGGUACAAGAAACUAGAAGAACCCUUAAAACGAGAGGACUUCCUGUCAACAUGGUUUAUGCAAGGCUGUUCCACCAUUUCAGACAUGCAAGAGUGCAUCAAGACGUUAGAUGUUAAAUUACAUGAAGACUUACAAUAUUUCACACAGAUUUAUAACUAUGCUUUCAAUUUGAUUCUGGACCCAAAUCGAAAGGAUAUAGAUACAGACGAAGGCAUCCAGUAUUGGAAGCUAUUUUUCCAACCAGAGUACCCAGUGCGUAUGGAACCAGAUUUGCUUGAGGCAUGGUUCCGUUUCCUUCGCGAUGAGGGGAAAACCACUAUAAGUAAAGACACCUGGCGUAUGCUGCUCCUCUUUUUCAAACGAUACCCCACUAUUCAGAAAAUAAUAAGCGAUUACGACGAAACUGCAGCCUGGCCAUUUAUUAUCGAUGAGUUCUAUGAGUGCUUACAGGAUCAGCAAUAA